Molecule: messenger RNA, 1674 nt
Organism: Halteromyces radiatus
Lineage: Eukaryota; Fungi; Mucoromycota; Mucoromycetes; Mucorales; Cunninghamellaceae
Product: nucleoside diphosphatase Gda1
Exons: 2
Coding region: 140-1513 (457 amino acids)
Biological process (GO): protein N-linked glycosylation; nucleoside diphosphate catabolic process
Cellular component (GO): membrane; Golgi apparatus
Molecular function (GO): UDP phosphatase activity; GDP phosphatase activity
Source: RefSeq, a predicted model, not a curated record
UUUUUUUUUUCUUUCUUUUUUACUCUUUUCUUUUCUGUUGAAUUAACUUUUUUUUUUUAAGGACGAAUACCCAUUUGUUAGUAUUAGUUGGUAUCCUUCUUAAUGAAGAACAAGAAAACUACCUCCCAGUCCAUAUACCAUGUUACGUCAAUCAGCAAAAACAACUAAACCUGUCAAUCCUUGGGGUCGUAUCGUAUUGGCCGUUAUUGGUAUUCUCUUUGCCAUGGUAGCAGUCUUUGUCCCUGAACAAUCUUGGUUAUCAGUAAUUGAAACUUUACUCAAUAGUCAUUCUGACGAUUGUUUUAGAUAUGCAUUGAUGAUAGACGCUGGUUCCACUGGUUCCCGUAUUCAUGUUUAUCAAUUCCACCAAUGUCAAGGAAGCACUGAACCUUUAAAGUUCCAUGAUGAAAUUCUCUUCAAACAAACUAUCCCUGGACUCUCUGCCUAUUCUCCUGUUGAAGCGGCUCAAUCUCUAGACUCACUCUUGGAUGCUGCCAUGACUCAUGUCCCACCAGCACAACAUAAAACCACUCCUAUCUCUGUCAAGGCAACAGCAGGUUUACGUUUCUUGGGCAAUGAACAAAGUGAAGCUAUUCUAGAUGCGGUAUAUGAACGUUUGGUAACCAAGUAUCCAUUUGUGAUUGUGGGUGGACGAAAGGAAGGUGUGACCAUUAUGGAAGGCCGAGAUGAAGGUGUGUACGCAUGGAUCACUGUCAAUUCUUUACUUGGACGUUUGGGUACCAAUAAUACAGCAGCUAUCUUUGAUCUUGGUGGUGGGUCAACACAAAUUGUAUUUGAACCGGAAAAAUGGAAUAGAGAAUCAUUAGACAACUUACCAGCACUUGAUCACAAAUACGAACUCCAACAUGAUGGUCAUCAUCAUAUACUUUAUCAACACUCUUAUUUGGGCUAUGGUUUGAUGGAAGCAAGGAAAUUGGUGCAUCAACAUGUAUUCUCAUCAUUGGAUGGACAGGCGAUUGAUCUUAAACAUCCUUGUCUUCCUGCUGGCUUAGCAUGGGCGUAUCAACUUGGUGGCGAUCAACAAUCAUUUACAGGGGCUGCUAUACCAGAAGAAUGUAGGGCAGUGAUUGAUCAUGUACUGGAUAAAAAUGCAAUGUGCGAAACAGCACCUUGCUCUUUCAAUGGUGUCCAUCAACCUACUAUCAGUGAUUCAUUCACACAAGGUCCUAUCUAUGUUUUCUCUUACUUUUUUGAUCGAACUCAACCUCUUGGUUUACCUGCUCAAUUCAAACUUCCCGAACUGGCGGCAUUGACAGAAAAGGUAUGCUCUGGCGCUUAUUUGCAAUCUAUCACUGAUGAUGAUCUACGUGGUGAAUUGUUGGAUCGACCUGAAUGGUGUUUAGAUUUGACUUAUAUCUAUCGUCUUUUGUCAUUUGGCUAUGAAAUCCCUGAUCAUCGUGUCAUCAAUGUGGCCAAGAAAAUCGAUGGUGUGGAAACUGGUUGGUGUUUGGGCGCUGCCAUUGCCUUGUUGGAUGAUUUUGUCUCUUCUUAGUUUAGCUUGGUAAUAGACCUUGUAUAUAUAUAUUUAUAUUUUUUUUUUUAUGAUGAUGAUGAUAAAAAAUAAACGUCUCUUUAUUUUUAAAUAAUUUACUAUGUGGAACUUUUUUUAGACAGAUAAUGAGUUUGAUUGGGCCAAGAUAUGAAGACAAAAUG